Molecule: messenger RNA, 482 nt
Organism: Dermatophagoides farinae (American house dust mite)
Lineage: Eukaryota; Metazoa; Arthropoda; Arachnida; Sarcoptiformes; Pyroglyphidae
Product: protein Skeletor, isoforms B/C
Source: RefSeq, a predicted model, not a curated record
UCAUUGUUGUCAAAUCAUCAUUUGCUCAACAUUUGGUUUUUAUUGAUUGAUUGAAAAUGUUGUGGAAAAUCUGUUUACCAAUUUUACUCAUUUGCCAUUCUACUGCUAUUGCACAGAAGCAGCAAGAAACAUUUCUUGGUGAUCUGCCCAAUUAUGAUCACGGUGUUAGUGGUAAAGUUUACGCUCUAAAUGAUCAUACAUUGGUCGUACGAAAUCUGAAUUAUGAUGGACAAGCGCCUGAUGCUUUUUUCUGGGUGGGAACCACACCGAAACCCGGUGUUACCGGUACACCGAUUCCAGAUGAAAAUGGUUCACUAAAACCACUGAAAGGUUAUCGUAAUGCAACUGUUAUGCUACAAAUGCCAGCUGGUAAAACACUACGUGAUAUAAAACAUUUUGGUCUUUGGUGCCGCGCCUAUCAGAUUGAUUUUGGUCAUGUUAAAAUUGAUUUUCAUUAAAAUUUAAUCAUAAAAUGAUUACAA